Messenger RNA from Saimiri boliviensis boliviensis (Bolivian squirrel monkey), 2746 nucleotides. RefSeq names its product Wnt ligand secretion mediator (gene WLS). Gene Ontology annotation, cellular component: organelle membrane; endomembrane system. Gene Ontology annotation, biological process: Wnt signaling pathway; intracellular protein transport; Wnt protein secretion. The record is from RefSeq and is a predicted model, not a curated record. Gene Ontology annotation, molecular function: Wnt-protein binding. Lineage: Eukaryota; Metazoa; Chordata; Mammalia; Primates; Cebidae.
GGCGGCGUCAUGUGAUCCGCUUCCCUGCUCCUUUAAGCGUCCACAGGCGGCGGAGCGGCCACAAUCACAGCUCCGGGCAUUGGGGGAUCCCGAGCCGGCUGCGCCCGGGGAAUCCGUGCGGGCGCCUUCCGUCCCGGUCCCAUCCUCGCCGCGCUCCAGCACCUCUGAAGUUUUGCAGCGCCCAGCAAGGAGGCGAGGGAGGAGGGACUGUGUGAGAGAAGGGAGCAAAAAGCACACCCUAAAACAUUUAUUUCAAGGAGAAAAGAAAAAGGGGGGGCGCAAAAAUGGCUGGGGCAAUUAUAGAAAACAUGAGCACCAAGAAGCUGUGCAUUGUUGGUGGGAUUCUGCUCGUGUUCCAAAUCAUCGCCUUUCUGGUGGGAGGCUUGAUUGCUCCGGGGCCCACAACAGCAGUGUCCUACAUGUCGGUGAAAUGUGUGGACGCCCGUAAGAACCAUCACAAGACAAAAUGGUUAAUGCCUUGGGGACCCAAUCAGUGUGACAAGAUCCGAGACAUCGAAGAAGCAAUUCCAAGGGAAAUUGAAGCCAAUGACAUUGUAUUUUCCGUCCAUAUUCCCCUCCCCUCCAUGGAGAUGAGUCCUUGGUUCCAGUUCAUGCUGCUUAUCCUGCAGCUGGACAUUGCCUUCAAGCUAAACAACCAAAUCAGAGAAAAUGCGGAAGUUUCCAUGGACGUUUCCCUGGCUUACCGUGAUGAUGCGUUUGGUGAGUGGACUGAAAUGGCCCAUGAGAGAGUACCGCGGAAACUCAAAUGCACGUUCACAUCUCCCAAGACCCCAGAGCAUGAGGGCCGUUACUAUGAAUGCGAUGUCCUUCCUUUCAUGGAAAUUGGGUCUGUGGCCCAUAAGUUUUACCUUUUAAACAUCCGGCUGCCUGUGAAUGAGAAGAAGAAAAUCAAUGUGGGGAUUGGGGAGAUAAAGGAUAUCCGGUUGGUGGGCAUCCACCAAAAUGGAGGCUUCACCAAGGUGUGGUUUGCCAUGAAGACCUUCCUUACGCCCAGCAUCUUCAUCAUUAUGGUGUGGUACUGGAGGAGGAUCACCAUGAUGUCCCGACCCCCAGUGCUUCUGGAAAAAGUCAUCUUUGCCCUUGGGAUUUCCAUGACCUUUAUCAAUAUCCCAGUGGAGUGGUUUUCCAUCGGGUUUGACUGGACCUGGAUGCUGCUCUUUGGUGACAUCCGACAGGGCAUCUUCUAUGCGAUGCUUCUGUCCUUCUGGAUCAUCUUCUGUGGCGAGCACAUGAUGGAUCAGCACGAGCGGAACCAUAUUGCAGGAUAUUGGAAGCAAGUCGGACCCAUUGCCGUUGGCUCCUUCUGCCUCUUCAUAUUUGACAUGUGUGAGAGAGGGGUACAACUCACGAAUCCCUUCUAUAGUAUCUGGACUACAGAUGUUGGAACAGAGCUGGCCAUGGCCUUCAUUAUCGUGGCUGGAAUCUGCCUCUGCCUCUACUUCCUGUUUCUAUGCUUCAUGGUAUUUCAGGUGUUUCGGAACAUCAGUGGGAAGCAGUCCAGCCUGCCAGCUAUGAGCAAAGUCCGGCGGCUACAUUAUGAGGGGCUAAUUUUUAGAUUCAAGUUCCUCAUGCUUAUCACCUUGGCCUGUGCUGCCAUGACUGUCAUCUUCUUCAUCGUUAGUCAGGUAACGGAAGGCCAUUGGAAAUGGGGCGGCGUCACAGUCCAAGUGAACAGUGCCUUUUUCACGGGCAUCUAUGGAAUGUGGAACCUGUAUGUCUUUGCUCUGAUGUUCUUGUAUGCACCAUCCCAUAAAAACUAUGGGGAAGACCAGUCCAAUGGCGAUCUGGGUGUCCACAGUGGGGAAGAACUCCAGCUCACCACCACUAUCACCCAUGUGGACGGACCCACUGAGAUCUACAAGUUGACCCGCAAGGAGGCCCAGGAGUAGGAGGUUGCAGCGCCCGGCUGGGACGGUCUCUCCACACCCCAGCUCCUCUAACUAGAGCGGGGAGCGUGCCAGAGAGAGCUCAAUGUAUAAACGAAUGCCUCGUGGCUCUUAGCUGUGGUUUCUUGGACCAGCGGCAUGGACAUUUGUCAGUUUGCCUUCUGACGGUAGCUUUUGGAGGAAGAUUCCUGCAGCCACUAAUGCAUUGUGUAUGAUAACAAAAACUCUGGUAUGACACAUUUUCUGUGAUCAUUGUUAAUUAGUGACAUAGUAACAUCUGUAGCAGGUGGUUAGUAACUUCAAGUGGCGGGUGGGGUGGGGGGGUGUAUUCCUUGGGGGAUGGUUUGGGCCGAAUGGGGAGUGGAAUAUUUGACAUUUUUCCUGUUUUAAAUUCUAGGAUAGAUUUUAACAUCCUUUGCAGUCCCAGUCCAAGGUAGGCUGGUGUCAUAGUCUUCUCACUCCUAACCCAUGACCACUGUUUUUUUCCUAUUUAUGUCACCAGGUAGCCUACUGAGUUAAUAUUUAAGUCGUCAAUAGAUAAGUGUCCCUAUUUUUGUGGCAUAAUAUAAAAUAACUGCAUUUCUUGAGAUCUAUUCCACUAGGGAUAUUUCAGCUUUGAAACCAAAUCUGUGUAUCUAAUACUAACCAGUCUGUUGGAUGUGGAUUUUAAAAAAUGUGUGCUAAACUACCCAAGUAGGAUUUAUUGUAUUAAAAUGGCCUUUGGGUCUGAAAAGCUUUUUUAACCUCUUGCUUAAAACGUGUUUUAUUUUGAUCAGAUACAUCAAAUAGCCUCCAAAAGUAUAGAUCCAAUCAUUUAAAUAAACCUGUAUGUAUAUGCA